ACAAGAUAAGACGGAUGUAUAGCCAGGCAACUCCAAAAAAUGGCUCUCUUUUCGAGUCCAUAAACCUAGCAUCCACCAUAAAUGACACAAAUAUGCACAGAACACCUCUAAGAAUGCCUCCUGACCUCGAAUCGGUGUCAGGGACAUCAGAUGAUGAGGAAUUAGAUCCCACAGAGUUUCUCUCUUCAGAUUCCCCCGAACUCCUAAAACAACCUCACAAUCAAAAAAACGUCAUAGAUCCCAUACCAGAGACUUCGGGGGGAGAGCAGUUGUCCGGUUUAAGCCCCCAAAGCUCUAGCUCCGAGCCGGUUCUAACUGAUACUAUCCAUAAAUCAAUGCUGAUGCUCGACUCAGUCAUUCAGGAUUCCCUCGUUGACAGCCUCAGCAUCCACCUCCCUACUCACAAUGGUCAGUACGAUUCGGAUUCGGAAUCCCCAAUUCAACAUCUCCAACAGAAUUUUGAUAGGCUCCAGGGCGAACUACGCAGUAAUAUUGUCCUUCACAAGCUGGCGCUUGAAAAAGGGAGCGAUAGUCUUAAUAGGCUUCGAGACACCAUUGCCGACAAUUUGCACCUGUUAUCAGAAAUUCAGUAUUCGUUGAACGAGCUCUACCAGAGAGAAUCUGCUCGGAACAAAGAGUUGUGCAACAGGUUCAUUAAAUGGGAUGAGAAACGAAGGAAGUUGCUUGCGAAGAUUCAGUAUAUUAAAAGCGAUAAAAAUAGCUUCGGGAUCAAACUUCUGGGGCUUUUGGACGAGUCCACUAGCUUGGAUUCGGAAAUCAUGGAAUAUGAAGCCAAACUUCUAAGUUUAAAGGCGAAGAGAAAGAUUCUUCAGACUGAAAUUGAAGAUACAAGCUCAGUCUUAGAAAGUAGAACAUCCUUAUUCGUGAAGGCUUUUAAGGAGUUGGACCGCAAUGGUGAAGUUGCAGUCCUUGCUGCUUUAAGGCAGAAUGGGCUUACUGACGAAAAGGCUAAUGUUCUUUUGAAGAAGAUUGCCGUUGAUGUUACAUUUGUCAAACACUAUGAGAAGAAGCUUGAGCAAAGCGUAAGAGUAAAUAGGUCUUCACCUUCCAAGCCUUCCCUGGAAAAGGCCACUACGAUUAUACAAGAUAAGCCCAACAGAAUUGAAGUGCAAGCAUACGAACCACCAACAAGUCAGAUGGGAAUGCAGGCAUAUGAUCCUGGAGUCCAAGAGUAUGAACCUCCAGCUCACCCUCCAAUCCAACGUCCGUACACUGCCAACAGAAACUCCAGUGAUCCGUACGAUAAAGGGUUUCUGAGAGGGUUUGAGCAGUCUGAAAAGUUCAAACUGCAGCUUCAACAUAUCUAUGAGCAGUACAUCAAACCACUACUUGAGCAAAGAGACAGAGAAAAGGGAUAUAGAUCUUUAAAAGUUGAUGACAACGAAAAUACAGUAACUUCCAAGAUUGAUCUUGUUCCUAUUUUGGAGUUCUUAGAGCACAAAGUGGAUGCUUACUCGGAGUUAUCGAACAAAACCGGCAAGUUGUCAACAAUUUACCACCAAUACUCUUCAUGUUGGAAGGAUGUUUGUAGCUCGAUUAGAAAACGGGAAAAUGAUCUUCAAGCAAGCAUUUUUGGCCAAAGAGAAGAUGUGGAAAGUGCAAUCAGCAGCAUUUUGAAGUCGACCCUCGAUGAUCUUCUUCUAUCAGCCGAAUACUCCAGUAAUAUCUCGUCUGAUCCCGAAAGCCCAUUGAAGAGGUUGAUACUCCAUGAGGUAAAUGCGUUACUUAGUGCCCUUUCAAUUGUACCCUCAGUUCAAGAAAGUCAGGUAAAAGACUUUAAAGAAAGAUUCGAGUCCAAGGGCAUUUCGAAGACCAGGAGGAAAGACCCUCCUUCAUACACUCAAAAUUUGACUCAGUCGAUAUCGGAAUCAGAUUACUUGUACAACGUGAGUAGAAAUGCAAUUGAGCACAAAGUCAUCGAUAAGACCAAAACUCACAAAGUUCUUUCAAAGAAGCAGAGUAACAAGAGCCUUAAUGGCAAGCUGUUUAAAGGUGAAUAAAGGAAAAUAGUAUGUAUUAUAUAAUUUAAUCUCUCCUUCUUUUAAUAAAAAUGCUGCUUCCCUUGUUUUUCUUUGGAUUGUACUUACCCCCAGGUUUUGGAGGUAAAGUUCCAGAGCUUGUUGGGAGAGGUUUUUUGUCCUGACCAUUGUUGGUCAGUGAGUUGAUAUGAUUAUUAUAGUCAUUUCCAAGUCCUUGAGGUCCAGAGGCGUUUGAUUUGUUUCCAUAUCCUUUGGGUUCCCUAGGCACAUCUGAGUUAUCUCCAGUAUUCUGAGCAUCAGUUUGGUUCUGUUGGGGAUUUUUGUGGUCAGAUUUCCAUUGGGAGAACGACUUUUUAAGCUUUAUGGAUUCGGAUGACGCUUGGUAUUCGGACAUCCGAGAACUACCUUCUGUAUCGUUACUGUCAUUGGACUCAAGGCUAGUGUUGGCUUCUGUGUUUGGCUCUACAAAUGAAACCUUUUUGAGCUUCUUCUUGGACUUUUCAGAUCCAUCCAGUUGUCUUUUUUUGUUGGUUUCAGCCGGUUUUACCGAAAAAUCUUGGGGUUCAUUGUUUGAUCUAGCAGGAGUGUUGAUUUGGCUGACAUUAACCAAUUCCUUCUUUAGAAACCCAGGAUAUGCUUUUGUGACCUCUUGUCUCAGUCUCGCAUCUUCUAUCAAGUUCUUCCAGUUCUUGUUCCUGGUCAACGAUGCUGCAUUACCCAAGAUCCAAAGGGACGACUUGGCACGAGUUAAAGCAACAUUCAUACGACGAACAUCGCUCAAAAACCCAACUCCACC
Messenger RNA from Yamadazyma tenuis ATCC 10573, 2796 nucleotides. Lineage: Eukaryota; Fungi; Ascomycota; Pichiomycetes; Serinales; Debaryomycetaceae. The record is from RefSeq and is a predicted model, not a curated record.